Cetraspora pellucida is the source of this 2754-nucleotide messenger RNA. The record is from the annotation of a GenBank genome assembly. NCBI's taxonomy places the organism in Eukaryota, Fungi, Glomeromycota, Glomeromycetes, Diversisporales, Gigasporaceae.
AUGGAAGAAAACACUAAUUCUACAAUAAAUAUGCCAACUGAUUCCUACACUAUUCCUUCCCCAAAACCUACGCUAAGUACUCAAAAAAUAGAGCGUAGAGUCUCAGGUAAAUCAUGGAAACGUCCAAAAACUGCCACUCGUCGUUCACAACUUCCCCGUAAUUUGCGUAAGAGCUGGGACGAUCGUUUAAAAGAACGACAGGAAAAAGAAGCUAUGAAACUUUUAGAACAGAAACUAAAAGACGAGGUCGCGUCCGAGAAAAAGCGAAAACGUGAGAUUGCCCUAAAAAGGAAACAGGCUUUAGAAGAAAAGGAGAGACUUGAGAAGUUAGCUUCUUUUAUGAAGAGUUUAACUUUACUUUCGCAAUUCACAGCCUCUUUUGGCAAUUCUAAUCCUAGACUAAAAAAUAUUCGACAUACAGUUAAUCCGGAAAAUGGUGACAUUUAUCUUGUUCGCUUUUCAGAGUCUAAGUUCGAGCUUGUUAAAUGUUCUUUAGUACAGACUCAGAAUUUUGAAGUUUCUUCCAUUAUAUUCUUCCCAAAUGGCGGUUCUUCUAAUGAUCUGGAUGAGAUUGUUAAAGAACUAAAGUUUUUGGUGGAUAUUCAAUCGAUAUGCGUAGCCUUCGGUAAUGGUGAUAUAGUUCUUGUCCAUUUAGAUGCAACGCAGGACGGUGAAGAGAUGGUCGAAGUUGUCGGAUAUAUAGAAUCAGGAAUUAGGUGUAUGGAAUGGAGCCCAGAUGAAGAAUUAGUCAUCUUCGUUACUGGGAAUGAUACAAUACUAGAAAUGACUAAAGAUUUUGACGUAAUAACGGAAUUUCCCAUUAAUGUUGAGGAAUUGGGCGAAGCUGUUAGCAUAAGUGUCGGAUGGGGUAAAAAAGAAACACAGUUCCAUGGAUCAGAAGGAAAAACUGCAGCUCAAAAAGUAGUUGAUACAUCUAAUUUUACCCGAUCGGAAGAUGAUGACUUCCAUCCGCGCGUUUCUUGGUGUGGUGAUGGUAGCAUGUUUUGCUGCUCUGUUAUCGAUCAUAACAAAGGCAAAGGGCUUCGAGUAAUCCGUGUUUACAACAGGGAAGGAAUAUUGCAAUCUACCAGUGAACCUGUCGAUAAUCUAGAACAUAUUCUUUCAUGGAGACCGGCAGGUAAUUUAAUAGCCUCAAGUCAAAAAUCAAUUGAUAAACACGAAAUAUGUUUUUUUGAAAAAAACGGAUUGCGACAUGGUGAAUUUUCUUUGCGCGAAAUUAAGAAACAUAAAAUAAUCGAAAUUUUAUGGAAUUGUGAUUCUACUGUAUUGGCCAUAUGGUUGGAGAGAGAAAUAUUGAAUGAUGUGUCUUCAUGUGUUCAAUUAUGGUACAUGAAUAAUUAUCAUUGGUAUUUGAAACAAGAAAUUUUGCCACCUUCAACUGAAUCAAUUACAAGUAUUUCUUGGGACCCAGAAAUUGCAUUGAUACUACAUUAUACAACUGAUAGUAGCUAUUUCCGACUUGAAUUUUCUUGGGACAACUUGUUCGCAAAUACUAUUUCUGCAAAUAAUGCCGCUACUGUUGCUGUCAUUGAUGGAUGCUCAAUUUAUCUUACACCAUUUCGAAUAAUGAAUAUCCCUCCCCCGAUGUUUGCUUCUUCGAUUCAACUUGAUUCUCCUGCUGUACAUGUAUCAUUUUCACCCAAUAAUGGCGGUAAUGACUUUGCCGUUCUUAAAGCUAAUCAGGAAAUCUCAUUUUUCGAAUGGCCUGAAGUAAUGAAUACCCCUCCAAAACCUCCAAAGUUAUUAGGGAUUAUUCAUAUGGACAAAAUUGAAAGUCCAUAUAAAGGAUCCAUAAGGCAAAUUGCUUGGAUUAACAAGACAACGUUAUUUUGCUUGCAUUGUCAUUCAAACAAUCAAUCUGAUAGCAUUACUCAAAUAAUAGUAGAAUUUGAUGAUAAUGGGCAAAUUCAAAAAAAAUUAUUUGAGAGCACUACUCAUUUUACAAAUUUUUUGCGAAGGUUGCAUUACAAUCCAACUUAUGGCAUAAUUUUUUGUGAGACUAAUGAAGGUUCAAUUCACAAAGUCAUCAUUGACCACAAUGAUCCAAAUAAUACUGAACAUUUUUUUGUUUCAAAAACACCUAUUGUUUCUCUUCCCGAAGUUUGUAACUGGAUUGGCACUGUACAAGUCGAGUCAGAAAAAAACAAAAAGACCUUUGUAGUAGGAUUGAGCGAGCAUAAUAAGUUAUAUGUUAAUGAAAGGUUGAUUACUGCAGACUGCACUUCAUUUUUCAUUCAUAAUGACUUCAUAAUUUUUACCACAUUGAGUCACGUCGUGAGAUUUUUACCUCUUCAUGCUAAUUUGCUAGAUCUAAAAGUUCUUGAUAAUGUGAUUCAACCAUACGAUGAAACUAUAAGAAGAGUUGAAAGAGGAUCCAAAAUUGUAUGUGCUGCAUAUUACGAUGUAUUUUUGGUGUUACAGAUGCCAAGAGGAAACUUGGAAACAAUUUAUCCACGCGCUUUGGUCUUAGCAUCAGUCCGAGAUUUCUUGAAUAAGAAUGAGGAUGUAACUAUGACAAUGUAUCCUCAAAUUGAAAAUGGUUCUAAAUCUUCCUUCUCUUCAAAUUCACAUGACGUGUCCACAAAAGUUAACACUGUGUGUGAUGCUGUACGUGCAGUAUUAGAAUCUAUGGACACAAAAACAUACCUUCAAUCGAUAAUAACAUCGUAUGUUAGAAAAACACCGCCUUAUUUGGAAUCCGCAUUGAAUUUACUAGCAAAAUUAAAAGGCUAG